AAUAUUGUUGUAUCGAAAUCCUAAUAAUACUUCAAAUCAUAAUAUCCGAGAGAACCUUAUGGAGAAUCAAAAGGCGAAAUUAAUCUUCAAACGCCGGAACUAGACCUAAGAAUGCAGAUCUGCUAAGUUCUUUUAUCGCAGUAAUCACGUUGGACUAUUCACGCUGCUGGCCUUGAAGGAACGUGGUGUUUCAAGUACAUGUCACGAUGAGCAUUGGUGAUAUGGAGGAUGAUCAGAUUACAGAAGCAAGUUCAAAUCACAGUGAAAAUGGAGACACAUCAAAUGAAAUGAUGGAAGUUGAUGAAUGCCAUGUGAAAAAUGAAGUAUACAUUCCAGGUCGUUCACGGCCUCUUGAGGAUGAUGAAGAGUUGAUUAUGGACAAAAGUGCCUACAGAAUGUUUUUCGAGCUAGAAGUGGAGUACUCCAGCCUUAGCUUCGAUAUUUUGACUGAUAAUAUGGGUUCAGAUCGUCGCGUUGAGGUUAAUGGUGGUGCUCACAGUGCUUGUAUGAUAGCUGGAACACAGGCAUCUCAAGGUAGUCAAAACAAACUGAUCGUUAUGAAGCUGUGCAAUAUGAUUCCAUUCAAAAGAAAGGAGUCUACGGACGAAGGUCAAUCGAGUUCCGAAGAUGAAAGUGAUUCUGAUGAGGAGGAUUUGGAUGCGCAACCUGAUGUCGAAGCUGCAACCAUCUUGCACCACGGUACAGUUAACCGAGUUCGGGCCAAACGACAGAAGGGCCGCUAUCUGGCUGCAUCGUGGUCAGAAAAUGGAAUGGUUUUCAUUUGGGACUUAACCAGGCCUCUUACAGCUGUAAAUGACUCAGCUGUUAUGGCAGAGUAUACUCGUCACGAUGAAUCUCCUUCACCACUAUUUACAUUUAAAGGUCAUAAAACAGAAGGCUUUGCUUUAGAUUGGAGUUCUCAUACUAACGCCGAAGGACAUUUGGUCACAGGAGAUUGUAACGGUUGCAUUUAUCACUGGAAACCUCGGUCGUCUGACUGGGCUGUAUCUAAAAGACCAUUUACUGCACACACAGAUUCCGUUGAGGAUAUUCAAUGGUCUCCUACAGAGCCAACUGUGUUUAUCUCUGUUUCUUCUGAUCGGAGUUUACGUGUUUGGGAUGUUCGCGUUCCAGAGUGUAAUAAAAGUGUGCUUUGUGUUCCUGAAGCGCAUUCUGCUGAUAUAAAUGUUGCUUCUUGGAGUCACCUGAAACCUAUUAAUUUACUAACUGGAGGAGACGAUGGCACUUUAAAGAUAUGGGAUUUGCGAUUAAUUCAUUCCAACGCCUCUCAGAAGUCAAAAGGUUCAUCGAUUCGUGCUUAUACGCAUUUAUUUGAUUAUCAUAAGAAACCGAUAACAUCUGUGGAAUGGCAUCCGAAUGAUGCUGGUGUUUUCGUGGCUACAUGUGAAGAUGAUCAAGCUAGUUUUUGGGAUAUCACAUUAGAGCAAUCUGAACAAGAAGUGAAGCAGUCGGGUGAAUCAGGUACAAGUCAUGAAACGGGUGGAGAUGAUUUAGAUAUCCCUGUUCAACUGUUAUUCAUUCACAGUGGACAAAAAGAGUUAAAAGAAGCACACUGGCAUCCACAAAUACCAGGUCUGGUAUUUACAACAGCUUUGGAUGGUUAUAAUGUCUUUCGUACUUGUAACAUAUGAAAUUUUUACCUUACUGAUGUCUAAAUACAUUAUUCUUUCUUUGA
This is a messenger RNA of Trichobilharzia regenti, 1696 nucleotides long. The record is from the annotation of a GenBank genome assembly. Lineage: Eukaryota; Metazoa; Platyhelminthes; Trematoda; Strigeidida; Schistosomatidae.